AUGCUGGCCAUUCCGUGCCUCGUUUCCAUACUUGCACUGGCGUGCAGCGCAACGCCAGUCCCUGACCUCGAUCCCCAACCCCUCGAGAUUGAACCUAAAUCCGAAGGAAGGCUUGAGGCUCGACAGGCCGCAAAUUUUGGACCUCGUGUCCACAUGGGCCCGACCAAAUCCGGCGCGGAUAUCAUCGGAUUGAGCACCGUCUUCAAACCUGGCUACCCGCCGGCGAACCCUACUAAGUUCCUCGCCCUUUGGCCUGGAGUCUGGAACCCAUACAGCAUCAAAUCGGACCUAGUUCAGUCUGUCAUUAGCAGCCAUGACCAGGCCUAUAUGACAUCCUUCUGCGGAGCGAAGCGCGGCCAAUGGUGCUUACAGCCAUACGUGCUGUCAGGAUGGAAACCCCUGACGAUCCAAAAUGGAUAUGCCAUUGACGGCAGCGACGAGAUUGAGAUCAUCUAUGAGAAAGCGACAUCCGGAAAAGGAACAUGGAAACAAUCCUUGACAAAUUUGAGUAAAGGGAAGAAAUAUCCAGAAUACUCAGCUGGAAGCGCUGCUGGAACAACUUUCGAGACCGGAACCGAGAUGCAAGGGAGCAAUCGUGGAUCUGCAGACACUCAAGUAUACCGAAAUCUGACACUGACGCUGCGGGUUGCGGACCCAACGUUCGCUCGGACGUAUUCGAAAGACCCCAAGGUCGUCGCGAACGCGCCAGUAACUCCGGAUGGGGGGAAAACUUGGGUGUUCGACCAAAUAGAAAUCCCGGCCAUGCUGCCUGGCACGACAUUCAAGCCUGCCAACUAA
This is a messenger RNA of Eremomyces bilateralis CBS 781.70, 798 nucleotides long. RefSeq lists its product as uncharacterized. The coding region runs from base 1 to 798 and encodes 265 amino acids. NCBI's taxonomy places the organism in Eukaryota, Fungi, Ascomycota, Dothideomycetes, Eremomycetales, Eremomycetaceae. The transcript has 2 exons. The record is from RefSeq and is a predicted model, not a curated record.